Lachancea thermotolerans CBS 6340 is the source of this 1113-nucleotide messenger RNA. It is a transcript of the gene RPN8, whose product is annotated as proteasome regulatory particle lid subunit RPN8. The transcript has a single exon. Gene Ontology annotation, cellular component: proteasome complex; proteasome regulatory particle. The record is from RefSeq and is a predicted model, not a curated record. Lineage: Eukaryota; Fungi; Ascomycota; Saccharomycetes; Saccharomycetales; Saccharomycetaceae. The coding region runs from base 1 to 1113 and encodes 370 amino acids. Gene Ontology annotation, molecular function: protein binding; metallopeptidase activity. Gene Ontology annotation, biological process: proteasome-mediated ubiquitin-dependent protein catabolic process.
AUGUCAAUGAAAGGUUCCCAGAUUAAAGGUGGCAAACUAACCAUCAAACUCGGGACAUUCGAGUACAAUAGCCCAGGAGGAUCUCAAGCACACAACAGGGCCAGUGGAAUCAUGUCUCUCAAUCACGACAGUGUCACAGUCGCGCCGUUAGUCCUACUAUCGGUUUUGGACCAUUACCGCCGUAUAAAUACGCCUCAAGGCAAAAGAUGUGUUGGUGUUAUUCUGGGUGACAGCAGCUCUUCCACGGUGAGGGUGACGAACUCGUUUGCCCUGCCAUUCGAGGAAGACGAAAAGAACCCUGAUGUGUGGUUCUUGGACCACAACUACAUAGAGAGCAUGAACGAAAUGUGCAAGAAGAUCAACGCCAAAGAGAAACUGGUGGGUUGGUACCACAGUGGACCUAAGCUAAAGUCUGCGGAUCUCAAAAUAAACGACGUGUUCAAGAAAUACACCAGCAGCAACCCGCUGUUACUGAUUGUGGAUGUGAAACAGGAGAGCGUGGGGCUUCCCACGACCGCAUACAUGGCUGUGGAGCAGGUAAAGGACGACGGCACUUCCACAGAAAAGACGUUUCUGCACUUGCCCUCGUCCAUCGAGGCGGAAGAGGCAGAAGAGAUUGGUGUUGAGCACCUGUUGCGGGACGUGCGCGACCAGGCCGCCGGAGGCCUCUCUAUCAAACUGACCAACCAGCUGAAGUCGCUGCAGGGCCUUCAAACAAAGCUCAGCGGCAUUGCAAGCUACCUCACUAAGGUCAGUGAAGGACAGCUCCCCGUCAACCACGUUAUUCUAGGCAAGCUCCAGGACGUGUUUAACUUGUUGCCAAACCUCGGGGUACCGGACGAAGACGAAAUGGCUGAACUGGAUCCCCAGAUGCUCACCAACGCAUCCAGCACUCUCCAAAAAGCCCUUGCCGUCAAGACGAACGACGAGCUCAUGGUGAUUUAUGUAAGCAAUCUCGUCAGAGCUAUCAUUGCCUUCGACAACCUGAUCGAGAACAAGAUCCAAAAUGCGAAAACACAGCUCAAGAAUAAGCCAGAUACUGAAAGCGAAAAGCCCGAAGUCGAUGGCAAAGACGAGAAAACUACUGCUGACGACAUAGCAUCAGCACCUUAG